Messenger RNA from Aspergillus calidoustus, 1554 nucleotides. The record is from the annotation of a GenBank genome assembly. NCBI's taxonomy places the organism in Eukaryota, Fungi, Ascomycota, Eurotiomycetes, Eurotiales, Aspergillaceae.
AUGGCUACCCUUCCUCCUCCCCCGAGUAAACGUCAAAAGACGGAGAUCGCCGAGAAGGCGCGUCUCCAGCAGGAAAUUGAGAGCAUUCCUAGCGACUUAGGGAGCAUUCGAGUGCAGUUCUUCGACCAAGCGACCGGCUCAGCAACAGGUCCCGCUGUGUCCGUCCCAGUGGGCGAUGCUACCGUGAAAAACCUCGAGACACUUCUCAACACAUUACAAGGCAAUGACGAUGAUGAGCGGGUACCAUACCGGUUUACCUACCAGUCCGACAACAAGGACAAGGACAGCCAGGCGAUCGAUAUUUUAGCGGACCUUUACCACUCUCUCUUGAAGCCGGGAUUGAAGACCACCGAAGAUACAGUUCACCUCUACUUCACACCGCAAGCUGUCUUCCGCGUCAAGGCCGUUUCACGAUGCUCUGCCUCGAUCGCCGGACACGGAGAGGCCAUCCUCGCAACUUCGUUCUCACCUAUCAAUUCCUCCACAAUGGUCACCGGCAGCGGUGACUCAACAGCUCGGAUAUGGGACUGUGACACGGGAACACCGCUGCACACUCUGAAGGGACACACGAGCUGGGUAUUGGCCGUCAGCUACUCCCCAAACGGAUUGAUGAUCGCGACAGGAAGCAUGGACAACACUGUACGGAUAUGGGACGCAAAGAAGGGGCAAGCGCUAGGCGCUCCAUUGAAGGGACACUCCAAAUGGAUCACCAGUCUGGCUUGGGAACCGUACCAUCUACAGCAGUCGGGGCACCCUCGUUUGGCCUCCGCGUCAAAAGAUUCGACAGUGCGCAUAUGGGACGUCAUUUCAAAACGAGCCGAUAUCGUCCUAUCCGGUCAUAAGGGGUCAGUGAAUUGUGUGCGAUGGGGCGGGACAGGAAAGAUCUACACAUCCUCUCACGACCGGUCGAUCAAAGUAUGGAACUCGCAAACCGGCACUCUCAUCCAGACAUUGUCCGCUCAUGCGCACCGCGUCAACCACCUUGCACUCUCCACCGAUUUCGUCCUCAGAACAGCUUACCACGACCAUACAGGGAAGAUCCCGGAAUCCGAUUCUGAGAAAGUUGCCGCGGCCAAGAAACGCUUCGAGCAAGCGGCCACGAUAAACAACAAAAUUGUCGAGAAACUCGUCUCCGCCAGUGACGAUUUCACAAUGUACCUUUGGGACCCAGAGAGUUCCAACAAACCCGUCGCACGGCUCCUGGGCCAUCAAAAGGAGGUCAACCAUGUGACAUUCUCGCCAGACAUGGCGUACAUCGCCUCGGCUGGUUUCGACAACCACGUCAAGCUGUGGAACGGCCGUGAUGGAAAAUUCAUUACAACUCUGCGGGGACACGUCGGCGCAGUCUACCAAUGCUGUUUCUCGGCUGAUUCACGUCUGCUGGUUUCCUCCUCAAAGGACACAACACUGAAGGUGUGGAAUGUCCGGACAGGGAAGCUUUCUAUGGAUCUUCCCGGGCACAAGGAUGAGGUAUUUGCUGUGGACUGGAGUCCCGAUGGACAGAAGGUCGGCAGUGGUGGAAAGGAUAAGGCUGUCCGUAUAUGGAGAAAUUAG